AUCAUCGAUCUCUCUCAUUCAAAGCAACUUUAAAGUACUUUAAAACACAAGCAAAGUAGUAAGUGGGAAAAUAACAACUCAAUUCCUCAGACCAAACCCAACAGUCAGUCAACAAUUGCAAUUCUCUCUUUUUUGUCAACAAAAUCUUAAAAAAUCCUAAAUUUGCGGUGUAAAUGUAACGGACUGUGUUCUUAGAAGAACCCCGCGAUUACCGGCGAAUCGGCUCCUUACUCUAUUAGCCGUAAAAGUAACUCCACGCAGACGAGAUCUACGACGAUUUGGCCACUCCGCGGAAGAAAUAUAUUUUGACAGCUGAAAAACAAAAAAGGAAAGAUUUUUCCAGAAAAUUUAGGUCUUUUUGUUUUUUUUUUUUACUUUUGAGGGUCGACGGAGCUGGAAUCAGCUAUUCAUUCUUAUUCUCCAGAUCCAUAAUCGUUUCUGUCUCACACGGCCGGUGUUAAGGUAGUAAGAUCGGUCUUUUUAUAAGCUAUGGUUCUUGAUGGGAUUGUAUCAUCACCAUUACGGAGGCCACAUGCGCUAAAGAAGCAAUGGGAUGACUUGGGUAGCUGCUCUACUGUUGUUCAGAGGCAUCGUUUCCUUUUGACUGCUAUGCUUCUUUUGGCCUUCCUCUGCACCAUUUAUAUCUACUUUGCCGUCACACUAGGCGCUAGGCCCUUGUCCUGUUCUGGGAUGGCUGGUAAGGAGAAGGCAAUUUGUCAAAUGGAACACGUCCAAGCCAGUUUCUCCAAAGGAAAACUUAAAUUCUUGUAGAGUCUCAGCCUAAGCUGAUUGAUUUAUAAACAUCAUUUGUCUCUCUGUUGCAAUGUCUGUCUGUGUAAACGGCCUAGAGAAUCUACUCUUACCUUAUUCUACUGGGAUUAUGUCCCAAGAUUCACAAUUAUUGUACAAAUCUGAAUCUUCUGUAAUGGGAAUAUAUGCUACAAGUUUUUGAGAA
Camelina sativa (false flax) is the source of this 955-nucleotide messenger RNA. RefSeq lists its product as uncharacterized. Lineage: Eukaryota; Viridiplantae; Streptophyta; Magnoliopsida; Brassicales; Brassicaceae. The record is from RefSeq and is a predicted model, not a curated record.